This is a messenger RNA of Chelonia mydas (Green sea turtle), 4935 nucleotides long. It is a transcript of the gene TNFSF10, whose product is annotated as TNF superfamily member 10. Gene Ontology annotation, biological process: immune response. The coding region runs from base 332 to 1201 and encodes 289 amino acids. Lineage: Eukaryota; Metazoa; Chordata; Testudines; Cheloniidae. Gene Ontology annotation, molecular function: CD40 receptor binding; tumor necrosis factor receptor binding. The record is from RefSeq and is a predicted model, not a curated record. The transcript is spliced from 5 exons. Gene Ontology annotation, cellular component: membrane.
UUUUCCAGCAGCAUUGCCUAUACAGCAAAGAAAGCAGAGCUCAAGGACAGACCGGUUUUGCAAACGCGAAAGCUGGAUUUUUGUGGCUGUACUUUUUUCAUGUGCAGACUUUAGGAUUGUUGUUGUUGUGCCUUCUCCCCUCCUCCCCCCUCCCUAUUUCCUGGAGAGCAGCCAGCAGGGAAAUCCUCUCAGGGGGGUGGAUGAGAGACAAAGUCUGCAGCCCUGCUCAACCAGGAAGAGCUCCACCUCAAACAAAGCCAACAAUAACAACCGCCCUUGCCUUGCUUGCUCUCCCAGUCUUGUGGGUCUUCCCUGUGUGUGCACAGCCACCAUGAUGCUGCCUGCGGCGGGCCCCAGCACCGGCCAGACCUGUGGGCUCGUGCUGAUCUCCGCUGUGCUGCUGCAAUCCAUUUGCGUGGCGGUGACUUUCCUUUACUUCACUAAUGAGCUGAAACAGCUCCAGGACACAUAUUCCAAGAGCGGCAUUGCUUGUCUCACUGGGGAAGAUCUCGGAACUUUCAUAAGACAUGUGGAUCUAAAUGAAAAUGAAGAAAGAGAGAGUGACCCCUGCUGGCAAGUGAAGUGGCAACUAGGAAAGUUAAUUAAAAAGAUGAUAUCAAGAAACUAUGAGGAAAACAUUUCAUCUGCGGUGAAAGGAACUGAAGAACAGGGAUCUCAGCACCAUGGACACAGAAUAGCAGCUCACUUAACUGGAAGCAGCAAUAAGAAGAGCUCUCUAUCCACAUCAAAUUUCUCAUCCAGAAGAGGUAUUGGGCAGAAAAUAAAUACCUGGGAACCCUCAAGGAAAGACCAUUCAUUCCUCUAUAAUGUGGAGUUGAAAAAUGGGGAGUUAAUCAUACCCAGAACAGGGUUUUAUUACAUCUACUCUCAAACUUACUUUCGAUUCCGCGAACCUGAGAACGAGGAUUCAGAAUCAGAUCUGUUAGCACAAAUCAGAAACCCUAAGCAAAUGGUCCAGUAUGUUUACAAACUGACAACAUAUCCAGAGCCUAUCCUGCUCAUGAAAAGUGCAAGAACUAGCUGCUGGUCUAAAAAGGCAGAAUAUGGACUUUAUUCCAUAUAUCAAGGUGGAGUAUUUCAGCUGAAAAGGGAUGAUAGGAUUUUUGUCUCUGUCAGUAAUGAGGACAUGGUUGACAUGGACAAAGAAGCAAGUUUUUUUGGAGCCUUUUUGAUCAGCUAAAUGAUUAACAGAAAAUCAGACUCCCAAAGGAAAUCAUUUUUUAAAUUCUAUAAUCUAAGGUGGCAGAGAGGGGAGGAAGCCACUGUGACAAUACAGUGACUUCAAAGCAAUAGUGACAAUGCAAGAAUCCCAACUGUCAAUUCAUCCUGUGAAAGGUUUCAUUGCUCUGAGAAAUGAUCGUAACAGAUCAUAAUAUGGAAGAGCAGCAGGUGGCUGCAGCUGCAUAUGACUGUGCCUUGUAUAACAGCACAGCAGAUCCCGAAACACGCUAGAGAUCUAGGGCUUGCCUGGAUUUUAACGUGUCAAAGAUGAAUAGCUUUGGCUAGGACCGGAUCAAGUGCAGGCAGGCACUAUCCAAGGUUCCUCAUACCACUCUACCAAAGCAUCUCAAAACCUCAUUUGUGGCAGUCCCUCUGCAGGAACGGUGGAUUUGCAUAGGGACAAGAUGGAGACAAUCGACUUGUAGAGGGGAUUCGAUUGAGGUUGGAAAAUGGAUUUUAUCAUGAACGACACUUUGGACACUAUCCUGCUGACUCUUUCUCCCGUGAGUAAUCUUUACAUGAGCAGAAGUCCCUCUGAUGCCAGUUGGACUACACUCUUGAGAAUAAGGUUUGCAGGAUCAGGCCCUAUGUUUGAAUCUUAGAUUUCCUAAAAUGAAAGGCUAGCAAACAAUUAAACUACAGUAGCAUUUAAGCACAUACUUAACUUUAUUUUCCACUGAAUGCAUCCGAUGAAGUGAGCUGUAGCUCACGAAAGCUUAUGCUCAAAUAAAUUUGUUAGUCUCUCAGGUGCCACAAGUCCUCCUUUUCUCUUUGCGAAUACAGACUUAACACGGCUGCUACUCUGAAACCUGUACUUAACUUUGACAUGCAAGUGCUCCAUUUGAAAUCAAUGGGAUACUCAUGUGCUUAAAGUUAAACAUGUGCUUAAGUGCUGCCUGGGAUCACAGCCUGGUUAUUUUUGUCUUCAUUUGGAUGUUGCAUAAAUGACAGAAAAAUGAAGUGGCACAGCAGAGCCAUUGAAAUCAGUAAGUCAAUACUUUGAGUUCCCAGUACAUUUUGAUAAUCCCUGCUUAGUUGACUAACAUUGUACUGCAGAGAUUUCACCACACUUACAGCAUGUUCAAAUAUGGAUUCACUCUAUACUUACUGAAAAUGAGUAUUUGAUCCAGAACCCAAGUGUUUUCCUUUAAAUGUUGCAUUCAGAGGACUACAUUAUUUGUCUCACAUCAAGCAUGACAUGAUGUGGUUCUUUCAUGUUGAUUGGCUUGAUGCCAUGGAACAUGAUGUGAUGCAGAAUAAUUAGCUUGGAUUUGAAGGAGAACAUUCUCAUUCCUGGAGAGGAUACGUGACUAUCUCUGCUUCAGCAUGGGCUGAUUUUAGUUAAUACUGUUUAGAUUUUUGUUUUAUUUGCAGGGUUGUGUGGGGACGACAUAGCAUUUAUUUUUCUACCUGGACUGAAUAUUAGAUUGGUUAGCUGUAAGAUUAGAACUGGUUUUCAAAAGUUAAAAUUCUGUUAAGAAAUAGGCAGGAUAGCCGGAUCUUCAGGUAGCGUACAACAGUCAGCACCAUUCCAGUGACUUUAGUGGAGCUGCACCAAUUUACACCAGCUACAGAUCUAGCCCAGGAAAGACCAUAUAUUUCUGAAAGAAAGAGGGAGUGAAAGGCAAGUGGGGCAAGGAAGUCAUAUGGACCAAAUUCUCUGCAGAUGUAAAUCAAAGUAAACAGAAUUAAGCCAGUAGAGAAUUUGGCCCUAUAUUUUUUGAUAUAAUAAGCUUGCCUCAGGAGUCAUAAAAUGAUGAAAGUCGGCAAACGGCCUUACUUUGUCCAUGGCCUACAGGAAAAACAGGUGUACCCUUCACCCUACUACCUUCUUGAUGGCAAACAGGGAAUGAAUGUGCGUCAGUCGCCUCACUUGCCUUGUCUAUAUACAUCAGAAAGGUAGGCACGCCAGUCACUCUAGUUACCUUACCUGUGAACAGCAAGAAAAGAACUGACAGCAAUCACUUUGUUUUGACUGGUUAGAAGAAAGAAGCACAUGCAGGUUGAGAUUCGAAACCAUUAUUCCAGUCUGUGUUUCCUGUUUCUACGCGGAGGAAAGUAUGUUAUUUUCAAUAGUAACCAAUUCUGUGAAUUGCUCCAGCGCUUACUGGAGAAGCUGGCUUUGCGGUGCAGUCAUGUCUCCUAUACAUUAUAUAUUCUUCUCAGCUAGUCCUCUGAAGCAUUAUCUAAGAAUUCUCCAAGUCCACACCACAGAGUUUUUAGCUUUAUUUGGUGGCUUCCUAAUCUUGAAUACAGUAUGAAUUUGCACUAGUUUCAUGCUGGUCACCACUGACUUUGAUUGAACUGCUCCUGAUUUACACUGGUGUAGAUACUUCGGGUCUAUCUAGUUAAGCGUGGGCCAGAUUUUGCUGCCCUUACUCAUAUUACAUAAUACUUUAGGUCCCAAUCUUGUAACGGGAGUACUCUUAGUGCAUAAAGUUAAGCAUGAGUGUAGGUGUUUCCACGAGCAAGGUCUUACUUUGCAAGUUGGUCCAUUGAUUUUCAAUGAAAUUGUUUGUGGAGUAAGGGCUUGACCCUGCUCCCAUUCAGAUCAGUGCAAAAAACUUAAUGGGGCAGGACCAACCCCUUAGAUAUUAUUCAGUGAGAGGAAGGCCAGCAUAAUCUGAUCCAAUCCAAUUAGGAUAUACUCUGUUUAUUUUUCACAAAACUGACUAAUUUUCAAACUACAGAGUUCAGUUUUUAGCUUAAUAAAUUUUCAAAAGAAAAUAAUUUCCAGAGAACUUUUAUCCAAAUUUUCUUCCCAGUUCUAAUUUUUGAUUCAGCUGACACAGUGCUCUUACUUAAUACAGGAGCAGUACAAGACUGCAUUAAACAGCUCCCUCCAGAUCUAGUUUCUGUCCCUGAUCCUUCAAAGUCUUAUAUAUGUACUUCACUUUACAAACUGAGUAGUCCCAUAGACUUCAUUUCCUGAAUCAGGCUCAUAUUAUUUAACUCCUCAGCAACAUACUCAACUACAAGCACACAAAUAAAAUAAUGGGUUUUUUCAAAGUCCAGUUAUUUUAGGUGCUUAUUUUUUUAAAAAAAAUUCUUAACUGUGAGAGAAUUUCAGAUAUAUUAGUUGUAGCCUAAAAGUGAAAACCAUACGUAUGAUUAAGAAAAAGUCUAUAGAGCUCAGAGAGACACAGAUGGAAAAGAAUUGGGAAGAAGCCAUAGGGGCUGUGUACAAAUUCAUAGCUGACAGUAACUUAAGACAGACAGUAGUAUCUACUACACACAGAUGUUUUUCAUCACUUUGUCUCUGCAACUUGAUAUAUAAUAAUGGGCCCAAUUUUAUUUAGGAAGUGCUCCCAGGCAUUUCCAACCUUUUUCCUCUCCAUAUGUACACAAUUUUAUGUCACUCCAUUCUGGGUGAAUAUAUGUAGCACAACAGGGAGUAGACUGAAUAAUCGUAUUUUAUUUCCCAGUAAUCCAAAGACACACAGCCUGGUGAAAAGAUAACGAGCAAUAUCUGACAAGGACUCAUUUGAAGACAAAUAGAUGUAUGUACUAUUUCUGUGUGUGGAUUCACUCUCUCAUUCCCCCAGCCUCGUUACCCUCUUGACUUUCAACGGUAAAUGUAGCAAAUAGUUCUUUGUGUUCAUUGUGCGUGUGCAGCUGCAAUAACACUAACUUUUGGAUAAAAAAAUUGUAAUUUUUGUACAUACUUUUUAUAUAAAAUGUUUUUAGUAAAUA